This is a messenger RNA of Aspergillus ibericus CBS 121593, 3600 nucleotides long. RefSeq names its product putative cell wall biogenesis protein Mhp1. The record is from RefSeq and is a predicted model, not a curated record. The coding region runs from base 1 to 3600 and encodes 1199 amino acids. Lineage: Eukaryota; Fungi; Ascomycota; Eurotiomycetes; Eurotiales; Aspergillaceae. The transcript is spliced from 3 exons.
AUGGAAGGAGUUGAGACGGUGGAUGUCAGCUGGCUUCAUCAUUCGCAAAAGGACCAUCUAUCCCGCUGCAAGUCAGCAUCAUCUGUGGUCAGCGAUAAGUCUGUCGCCGAUUCAGAGGUCACAAUCGCCCAACAACGUACUACCGAAAAGACGACCGAUCAGAGCUCAUUAUCCUCGUCCGUUCCCCCUUCCGCGCCCAAUGCAACAUCUCAGCCAGAUGGGUCGAAUGCCGAGAAGGAUGUUAAAAAUGAAGACAAGUCAGUGGAAGGAAAGCCCACUGGCACUUCGCCAGCGUCUCAGAAGAGUUCGCCGAGGCCUGUUACCGGGAGAAGGAAUUCUUGGAUAUCAAGCAUUAGCUCCAAGUUUUCCUCUGGAUCUACCCCGCCGUCGCAGUCGAAUAUGAAGGCCCAGCAAAAUACAAAGGCAACCUCGCCGGUUUCGAAGAUGGAUAUGCAUAAUCCUUUUGGUGCGGCUUAUUCACCCAAGGAUAAGGAAGAUGAGAGGACGAAUGAGAACAAUCCUUUUGCUUCGACAUCUCCCAAGGGCCCUUCGUUUCUCACAAGUGCUUUCCGGAAACUCUCAUCCUCUGCAUCCAGCGGGGCUAACAAAAUGGCUUCCACUGGGACUAUUUGCCAGCGUCGUGUGAUGAACAUUGAUCAGGACCGAGAUAGAUGCAAGAUUCCAGAUCUGAAUCCCGCCAAACUGCGGCGUGUCGCUUUUUGCGUGGAUGUGGAGAUUGCUGGUAUAUCCUACCGGGAGUCGGAUGAAGACAGCCCACCGGCAAGCAGCAAGCGACGUACUGUCCCGGAGGUCAAUGGCCAGAAGUCCAAACGAUCAAGUGCCAAGUCAAAAGAGAAGGAUGAGGCUGCGGCGUUGAAGAACCCACAAGCUGCAGUUUCUUCCAAGGAAAAGAGUGGCCAGACAAAUGGAACGGAGGAAAAGAAUCCUUCUGGAUCUUCAGAAACGACCACGGCUGAAGCUAAUGCCAAUGGCGAAACCAAGGAACCCACUCGAAAACAGGAGAAGAAGAAGCGAUCAGAGGAAGAACGCCGGGAACGGAGGGAAAGGAAGCGGAGACAGGCAGAGGCAAAUGGUUCCAUACCAAUGCAACUGACAGCCGACGGUCAAGAGUAUGGGUCCCGAACACCCGUGUCCAGCACAAGCCGUACAAAAACACAAAGUCACCCGACAACUGAUCCCGUACGGAUCUAUCGACGCUGCUGUCAAUUGCGUGAAACACCUGUGCUGAAGCGUAUCGUGGACGAAAUUUCGUCGCCUUCUUCCACGUUAGCGGAGUCUCCUGGUACUGUUGCUGUACUUGACCUGAGCGACUUCCCCAUGACAACUGAGGACAUUGCCACUUUCUGUGACUGGCUGGCUGUUGUGCCAGUCAGGAAGCUCAUCCUUGAAAGAUCUGCUUUAACGGACGACUCGGUUCGAUCAAUUCUGGCCGCACUCCUUUCCACCAGAACAGUGGAGCAAAUGAUGCAACGGCGUAGAAGGGGCAAGAAGUCAGAGGCUCAGUCCUCGGAAAAAGAAGAGAGGCUCAGUGUUAUCGAAAAGCUAUCUCUAAAGGAUAAUGCAAAGAUUGGCCCCGAGGGGUGGCGUCAUAUUUGCCUAUUCGUGCAUCUUUCAAAGUCUCUGAAGGCGAUUGACCUGUCGGGCAUUUCACUUCCCAGAACGCCUAUUACUGUCAAUUGCUCCAAUAAAGGCGCAACUCAGACCCAGAAUGUCACCGACGUGACGACCCUCUUCGCAAACUCGCUUGCACAGCGCCUGGGCGGUGACUACCUCGAAGAAUUGUUGUUGAGCGAAUGCCAACCUACAACCGAAGAUGUGAAGAAGAUCUGUGACGCAGCUGCAACUGUUGGCUUGAGGAGACUUGGCUUCGCCAACAACGGGCUGAACAGGGAAGGCUUGGAGCACAUUGUUGGUUAUCUAAAGGCAGGAAAAUGCGAAGGGUUGGACUUGGGCGGGAACCCGAUCCGGGACGAGUUGGAUCUGAUCACAUCCGUUCUCACGAGUGACCACCCGCUAUAUGCGCUGAGCUUGGCCGAUUGCUCCCUGACACCCGCCGCCGUCUUCCCGUUGUUCCAGGGGCUGACACGCCUGCCCGACCUUCGCUUUGUCGAUUUUUCCCACAAUCCAGACCUUUUCACCAUUGAGCCCGAUGCACUAGCCACUUUCAGGCGAUUCCUCCCCAAGAUGCCUGCUCUCAAGCGCAUUCACCUGGCUGACGUCAAUCUGUCUCCCGACCAAACCAUCGCUCUUGCCGAAGUCCUCCCAGAGUGCCCCAGUCUAUGCCAUUUGAAUAUCCUUGAAAACCCAGCCAUUGCCUCGUUGGCCUCUGCAACGGACCCUGCCAGUCAAGAAGAAGCAUGUGCUGUCUAUGCAUCCUUGAUGGCAGCGGUGCGUGUGUCGAGGACGAUUAUCGCCGUGGACAUUGAAGUUCCAAGUGCGGAGAGCAAUGAGGUCGUCAAGGCCCUGGCCUCCCAGAUAGUUGCCUACUCCCUUCAGAAUCUUGAACAAGGUGCCAUUGCGGUAGAAUUCUCUGAUCCGACGGACACAGCAACACGACCGACUGUCCAUGUCCCGGAAAUCCUGCAGCACAUCGUCGGCCACAGUGUUGGGGACGAACCCGAAGAGGAUGACGAACCCGCACCUGACGAGGAUUAUGUGAUCGGGGGUACCGGGGUGGUCAAAGCUCUCGGUGUAUGCCUGGGUAAUCUGGAUCGUAAUAUGCCAGGGGACCAGUCCGGACCCCCAAGUGGCACAACGACACCCAGGCACCGGAAGUCCAGCAGGUCGUUCGUCACCAAGCGGCCUCGUGACAUGUCCAAGAACCUACUGGAAGCGGCACGGAAUAUCCGGACCCGCAUCCAGUCGGCUCUUGUGCGCGAAGACAAGGCCGGCAAUGACACCAAUUACAGACGCCUUCAGUUCCUUGAUUUCACCCUACAGAGAAUGAUCCAGCGAUUCGAAGACGAGUACCCUGAAACACGCAUCGUACCCCAGACCAUGCCUUCGUACGCUAUUCACGAUACUAGCUCUCAGAAUUCGGGUGACGAUGGGUGGAAUGGUCCUGCGCUUGAUAGCAACCAGCAGAAUGCCAUCAACACCGAUGCUGAGGUUGCAGUGGACGAGGAGGAGGACCAGUAUGCUGUCCGACUAUCGCGAGCGAGCUCGAUCACGUCGCUUCAUUCACGCGCCAUGACCUCCGAGGAAGGACAUGUUCACCGUCUUGGGCAAGGUAUCCGGCGCGAUUUUCUCCGGCCUUCCCUCGAUCAGGCGGAUGAUGAUAUGACGGCGUUCUCCUUCGAUGAGUCCCAUAUGGCCGCCUUGCGCGAUAAGCUCGAUCGCUUACACGAGGAACAAACGCACUCGCAUUUUGAGGGCGCUGGUGCGGACAGAGCCCUGGAGGAUCUGGGCACGACGGUGGAGGAAUUGUGGGCUGCUCGCAAGCACGAUACGGAGACCUUUGAGAAAUUCCGACAAAGCCAGAUCGCCGCGCAAUUCAACAGUGGCAAGAGGUCGUCGCCUGCCAUACCCGGCGCAAGCAACGGAGCUAAGAUCGUGCCAGGCCAGCAGCCUGCCUUAUGA